Molecule: messenger RNA, 1256 nt
Organism: Populus nigra (black poplar)
Lineage: Eukaryota; Viridiplantae; Streptophyta; Magnoliopsida; Malpighiales; Salicaceae
Product: histone deacetylase HDT1
Exons: 10
Coding region: 147-1064 (305 amino acids)
Source: RefSeq, a predicted model, not a curated record
ACACUGUCCCAAACACUCUUGAAACUCUCUCUCUCAACAAAAAGAAAUAAUAAUAUAACCUUUUCUUUCUAGGCUCUUUUAGAAGAGAAAAGGUAAAAGGAAAAACCCUAACCGUGUCUGAGCAAUCUCUCUCUCGUUGCCAAACGAUGGAGUUCUGGGGUGUUGAGGUCAAAGGUGGCGAGCCCCUUAGGGUUGAAAGUGGUGAUGGCUUCAUCCUCCAUCUUUCGCAGGCUUGCCUUGGCGAGGCCAAGAAGGACAAAGGGAAUGAAUCUGUCUGCCUAUAUGUGAAUUUUGAUGAUCAGAAGCUUGUUCUUGGAACACUGUCUCAUGAGAAAAUCCCUCAAAUACCUUUUGAUCUUGUCUUCGAGAAAGACUUCGAGCUCUCACAUAACUUGAAAAAUGGGAGUGUUUUCUUCAGCGGAUAUAAAGUUGCUCAACCCGAGAGUGAUAGCGACGAGUUUAAUUCUGAUGGUGAAGAGGAUCUCCCAGUCCCUGUUGAUAACGGGAAAGAAGAGGCAAAGCAACCAAAGCCUGAAAACGAAAAUGCUGCAAAACCUGAUUCUAAGCAGAAGGUGAAGAUCGUGGAACCGAACAAAGAAGGGAAACCCAAACCAGAGAAUGAUGAUAGCAGUGAUGAAGAGGAUGAUUCAUCUGAUGAUGGCGAGUCAAGCGAUGAUCAGGCAAUGAUGAUGGCCAAUGAUGAGGAUGAGAGUAGUGAGGACGAGGAUGAUGAAAGUGAUGAAGAAGAUGAUGACAGUGAUGAUGGGGAUGUGAAGACUCCAAAGAAGGCUGAAGUUGGCAAGAAGAGAUCCGCAGAAUCUGCUUCAAAAAACCCUGUACCUGAUAAGAAGGCUAAAUUUGUAACUCCUCAAAAAACCGAUUUGAAGAAAGCAGGUGUCCAUAUAGCAACUCCUCACCCUUCUAAACAAGCUGCAAAAACAUCUGCUAACAGUCAGAGGAAGGAGCAGGCUCAAAAAUCCUUUUCUUGCAACUCCUGCAACAGGUCAUUUGGCUCGGAAAACGCUUUACAAUCACAUUCAAAGGCUAAGCACAGUGCUGCAUAGGAUGGUUUUUUAAUUUGCUCGAUCAGCUUGAUGUUUUCGGGUGUUGCUUAUGAGACUGAGCUAGAUUUAGUAGAGAUGUGAAAGGUGGUAGUCGUUGAUUAUGUUUGGUUCAGCGGUUUUAUUCUCCAUGUUUGGUGGACGGUAUCUUGAACGAUCUGGUUAAGAAUCAAUGUCAAUAUAUUAGUUGCGGAA